Messenger RNA from Scylla paramamosain (green mud crab), 1225 nucleotides. Its product is annotated as mpv17-like protein 2. Gene Ontology annotation, biological process: mitochondrial ribosome assembly; cellular response to reactive oxygen species. Lineage: Eukaryota; Metazoa; Arthropoda; Malacostraca; Decapoda; Portunidae. Gene Ontology annotation, cellular component: membrane; cytoplasm; mitochondrion. The transcript has 5 exons. Bases 191 to 937 code for a protein of 248 amino acids. The record is from RefSeq and is a predicted model, not a curated record.
GUGUAGUGCGCAGCUGCAGACUCAGCGUUGGCAGAGGAGGGAAGAUAUCUGAAGGGUGCUGUAAUGCUGCUGCCUUAUUUAACCUGGAUUUUUCGAUGAACAAGAUGGUGACACGGGCCAUGGCUGCUUCUGUGUGCUAGUGCAGGCUUGGCACUUGCCGGGAGGUGCCUGGGAGGGCCGGGAGCUUGUUAUGAGGGCCGCGAGGGCUCAUAAAGUUGCCCUCUUGAGAAAUUGCUGCUGGUCGUUUGUACUGUAUGGUUUGUCACUGCUGCUUAGGAGAGAUUUGGUCAUAAACAUUUGUGCAAAUCUCUCUCCUGUUCCUGUGAAAGCCAAAUAUUAUGCAGUGAUGUUACGAGGUGCUGGGUUCAGAUUUGUUCACUCUGUUUUCAUCACAUCUGCCCGAAGGAUCAAGUAUGCAUUUGACAAGCACCUUUUUGCAACAAAUGUUACAAUUUCACUUACAUUAUCAGGAAUGGGUGAUAUACUGCAGCAGCAUCAUAACAUAAUCAGACAACAGCAGCACUCCUGGGACAGGGCUCGGACAUGCCACAUGACCUGCACUGGUGUGACAGUGGGUACUCUCUGUCACCAUUGGUACCUGCUCCUGGACCGCUGCCUGCCAGGACGCUCACUGGCAGUAGUGUUACAGAAACUUGUGGUUGACCAAUUGCUGUUUUCACCAGUGUGGAUUGCUGUGCUAUUGGUUUCCCUGAAAUUGUUCCAGGGUAAUGACUGGAAUGCUAUCAGUUCUGAUGUAUGGCACAAGGGCUGGCGCCUGUACAUAGCAGGGCUGCUUAUAAAUUCCCCAGCACAGCUAGUCAACUUUUAUCUGCUGCCCACUAAAUUUAGGAUCCUCUAUGAUAACUCUGUCUCCCUUAUGUUUGAUGUUUAUACCUCCCAUGUCUGUUAUAACAGUAAUAUUGUGGAGAAUAAUUAGUAUGUGUGUAUUUGAAUAUCCACAUGGAGGCAUUUCUAAUAAUAGAAAUAAACUAUCAAAGAAUGGAUAUUUGAAUGUGGAUUAAUUUAAAUGAUAUAAAUUCAUAAAUUCUUCAGAAAUGUGAUGUAGGCACACCAUAUAAUUUCUCUUGACAUUACAAAGUUGAAAACAAAGAAAACAAUGAAAAUAUGGAUUUUAAGAGUGUAAUUUUUUACUGUAAAUUUAGUUUUAAGUUGAAUAUGAUAAUCUGUGCACUGCCCUUGUGAUGUCAAAAGUGUCUUGGAAACA